Molecule: messenger RNA, 339 nt
Organism: Penicillium argentinense
Lineage: Eukaryota; Fungi; Ascomycota; Eurotiomycetes; Eurotiales; Aspergillaceae
Exons: 2
Coding region: 1-339 (112 amino acids)
Source: RefSeq, a predicted model, not a curated record
AUGCAGACCGUCUCGCUUGUUACUAUCGCUCUCGGUCUCGCUUCGGCGGCCGUGGCUGCGCCCCCUCCUUGGGCCCCCGCCUGGGGAUACUCCUCUCAGUCGUCUUCUGUGCCCACGAGCUCGGCGGGCUCUUCUACCCCGGUGCCCACCGUGAGUGUGACUCCCUCGGGCUUCACCUCCACCCCGCUGCCCACUGGCACUCCCACUCAUCCGUGCCCCUACCCGUCUGGAUUCCCUCUUCCUUCCGACGCCCCGUUCUCUGUCCCCCCUCCUUUCCAGGGCAGCGCUGCCUGCCCUCCCUGGGGACCCCCCUCCUCGACGGCUCUUCCCGCUCAGUAG